CAACAUGCAUGAGUGUCAGAAAACGCAGCAUGUAAAAGAGCAAAGUCCUGUGGUGAUAAGCGGGAGGAUGGCAGAAGAACAUCCGAAGACCUCGGAGUUGCCCGAAGACGUGGAAACGGACGACUGCAUGACCUCUUAUACCUAUAUUUACAGUCCGGAUCUACUCAAGGACAAAGUGGCUAUUAUAACUGGCGGCGGAUCUGGAAUUGGAUUUCGUAUUGCUGAAGUGUUCAUGAGGCAUGGCUGUGAUAUAGUGAUUGGUAGUCGGAAUCUGGAGCGGCUCACUGAGGCUUCUAAGAAGCUGAUUGCUGCCACUGGGCGCCGCUGCCUGGCAGUGGCCGUGGAUGUCCGGCAGCCAGAAACUAUUUCCGCCGCUGUAGAGGAGACACUGAAAGAGUUUGGAAGAAUUGACAUCCUCAUCAACAAUGCUGCUGGUAACUUCUUGUGCCCUGCCACUUCACUGUCCUUCAAUGCCUUUAAGACAGUGAUAGAGAUUGACACCAUGGGUACAUUCAAUGCAAGCAAGGUGGUCUAUGAGAGGUGGUUCAAGGAUCACGGAGGAUCCAUUGUAAAUAUCUCGGCUACACUGGGCUACAAGGGACAGGCCCUCCAGGUACAUGCUGGGUCUGCUAAGGCUGCCAAUGAUGCCAUGACGAGACACCUUGCAGUGGAAUGGGGACCAAGUGGCGUUCGUGUCAACACCUUAGCUCCUGGACCAAUUUCAGGCACAGAGGGAUACCGCAGGCUGGGUGGUCUGAGUGCGGAGACCAGCGGUGUGUUCCAGACCAUUCCGCUGCAACGGGCAGGGAAUAAAACGGAGAUGGCCCACGGGGUGCUGUUCCUGGCCAGCCGCGCCUCCUCCUACGUGACAGGCGCGUGCCUGGUGGCUGACGGGGGAAGCUGGCUCACAUCUGCCAACAACUUAACUGCGCUCCUGGGUAUAGCCUCCUCCCAAUCUGCUAAACUCUGACUCUUCUGACUCCUCGCCCAUCCCAGAUUACUGGUCAGCUGGAUUGAAGAGAGACAAGUAGCAUUCUGAAGAUGAAGUUACAGCAUCUGAAAUGGCAUCUUCUGUAACUUCAAAUGGAUGGAUCUGUCUGAGUGUGAUUUAGGCUAUCACAGAUAAUAAGGGACAGGGUGAAGAAAGAUAAACUGGCCACAGACAGGACCAUAUUCAAACAGUUUAGUUAUGAUCAGAGACUUAACUUGGCACACCACUUUGAUCAUCUGUGUUGACCCCUCCCUCCCCAGGGAUCAAACAUAUUCAUGCUUAGUUUGUGAAACAUCAUUUCCAAUUUGACAUGUUUCUGUUUAUAUUGUGUCAUCGUAUGGUCCUGAAUAACAUGUUAUUGUUUAUGUGUUUAUUCAUUUUAGUGUGAAUUUAUCACUGUAUCUCAUCUUUCAUUUAGAACAAUAUUCUGGAAAACAUA
Messenger RNA from Megalops cyprinoides (Indo-Pacific tarpon), 1430 nucleotides. RefSeq names its product 2,4-dienoyl CoA reductase 2, peroxisomal (gene decr2). The record is from RefSeq and is a predicted model, not a curated record. Gene Ontology annotation, molecular function: 2,4-dienoyl-CoA reductase (NADPH) activity. The coding region runs from base 5 to 970 and encodes 321 amino acids. The transcript has 10 exons. Gene Ontology annotation, biological process: fatty acid catabolic process. Lineage: Eukaryota; Metazoa; Chordata; Actinopteri; Elopiformes; Megalopidae.